AUGGCCGAGCAUGCCAUGCUUAAACGCCUCGCUGACCACCCCGAGUCUAACGAAUGCUAUACUCACAACAUGAUUGGGUUUCGGUCGGGGCUCUCGACUGAGGACGCCAUGAGGCUGAUCAAGCACCCUAUCAUUGACUCCUCUUCCGCAGACACCAAGGAAAUUCUCAGCUUGGAUUUGGAAAAGGCUGUUGACAACAUAUCGCAGGCCUUUAUUCUCAAGAGCCUCACAGAGAUUCACGUCGGCAAGCGGGCGUACAAUUUCGUGCGCUCUUUCCUUUCCUCGAGGUCCACUAGACUGAAGAUCGACGAGGUUUUGACUCACGAAAUUCAGCUUUGGCCAAAGGGAACACCUCAGGGGGCUGUGAUCUCCCCGACGCUGUUCAACAUUUCCAUGAUCAACCGGUCGAGGGAGGGCCUUAAACAAGAUGCCGAACAUUAA
Messenger RNA from Dermacentor albipictus, 441 nucleotides. The record is from RefSeq and is a predicted model, not a curated record. Lineage: Eukaryota; Metazoa; Arthropoda; Arachnida; Ixodida; Ixodidae.